GACAGGCUGAAACAGCGCAAGCAUGACCAACGGGUCCUGCUUCUGGCUCGACGCGUCGGCGCCGGCGUGUACAAAGGCAUCUUGGCCCUCGUGUGGCUACAGCUGGCUCGUCUCGGCGCCUGUCUGGUUGCUCUGGGGCGUCUGGUUGCUGUACGGACUCGGGCGCCUCCGUCAAGCCACUCGGCAAACCAACGGGUUUCAGUUUGAUACAGACAAGAUUCACGACCCGCUCGCCCAAGGGAUGGCCGUCGCGCUUUCCCAGCGCAAGUCGACGAGCAUACACAAGCCAAAGUUUCAGCGCUACAUGAAGCUCGGGGCCAUGUGGGCCGAGUGGCCAUCGCUAACGUACACGCCGCUGACGAUUGCGUUCAAAGUCGCGGGCUCGAGCAGCUUUCUGUCGUCGAUGCUCGUCUCGUUCAACUCGCCGUACGAGAUGGCCAACCUGGUGCUGGCCGUCGUGUGUGGGGGCAGCAUUCUUGUGCUUCGGCACGGCCAACGACUCGUGCCCCUACACGAAUUGUACUUGAAAAAGUACGCGUACCCCAUCACGUUUGACGUGUUGUACAUUCCGCUCAUUUCGACCUUUGUGCGUCUCGCAACGUGCCCCGGCGGGUACCAGCACAUUGCGCUGCCGGGCGGCGCGACCUGCGAUUGUGUGAACCGCUUUGGCAUUUCUUGGAGCAUUGGGUUUGUCGGGUUUGUGAUACUGUACACCAGGGCACUGCACUACAAGAUGUUUAUCGAGCCACACGGCGCGACCAUGGACUUUCGAUUUCAAACCAGCUUUCAGAUCAUCAUGGUCAUGGCGCGCACCCUCAACCCCAUUAUAUCGGUGCUCGUGAGCGACUUGGACAUGAAGACGCACCGAUCGGACGCGAUCCUUCUCGCGUGCGGCUUUCUUGUGUGCAUUGCGUUUCUGUUUGUGUACAACUACAAGGCGCAGCCGUGCAUUGGGAGCGGCCGCAUCCCCAACAACAUUCGCGCACUCUCGUUCUCGAGCGCGAUCUACACGACGCUGAGUGUCCUCGGGUUUCUCUUCUCGAACGCGUCGCCCGCGCAGCUCUACUAUGCGCUGACCCCGCUGCCGGUCGUGUGGGGUGUCGCGUGGCAUCGCAACAACAUGCGCGCGCACCACUUUCACGUCCCCGACCUCUCGAUCCUCGAGCUCCUUCGCGACCACUCGAGCCGGUCCAAGACCGUGGGCACGAUCGCUGCGCUUUACAUGGACCCGCUCAAGCUGCACGUCGUGCACUACGCCGCGAUCAUGGCGCAACUCGAAAAGAUCACGCAGCGGUCGCGCACCAAAGAGCUUUUGUGCCGCGCGUACGCGUUGCGGACACUUUGGUUUUGCCACAUUGAGAAUUUCCGAAAACAAAGCCUCACGGUUGGCGAAGACAAGAAGAAGACGGCGGUGCCACCCAAGCUGUGGUUCAAAGACAUUGAGAAUAGCGACCGGAAAUCCAAGGCCCGCGCACGCCUCUUGACGGCCGACGUGCCGAUUUCGAUCGUCAAGCCGAACAUCAAGAUCCAGCGCGUCCACCACGUCAAAGAUGUCAUGGACACGACAACGUCCCUCGCCAACUUGCAUCCGCGCCAGAUCAAUGCACUCGCCGCGUUCCAGCGCCCCUUGCCCAUGCUGCGGACUCCCCGCGUUGCCCCCGACAAGUCGAAGGACGGAAAAAGUCGUCUCUCAAAAAGAAGCAGCCCCCACCAGCGAAGCUCCGCGUCGGCGCUCGAGCAGCCAAAAAGGCGUCCAUUGCGACUCUCCGAGCCGGAUAAGCUCAGCAGCGCCGAAAUACUCGCGGUCAGGCCACCCCCGGUGGACCCCCCCCCCACUGAGGAACCGGCGGCCGAGACACCCCCCACCGAAUCACCCGCAACCGAGACACCCCCCACGGAGUCACCACUAACAGAGUCACGACCCACCGAGCCACCACCUCCGGAGGCACCACCCGCCGAGACACCCCGAACCGAGACAACUUUGCCGGAUAUGCCUUCUGUCGCAGCAACCAAGCCGCGACCUCCGAUGCUUGGUGCACUGCGGCAGGCAGGCUCCCGCCCAUCGUCGCUGCUCAACGUUUUCUCUGGCCAAAAGUUACAGUCGUCUGAUACAUCCAUGAAGCACGCACCGUCCGUCUCGGACCUCCGACCGCGGCGUCCUAGUGGCUGGAAGCACACCAUGUCGAUGGCCAAGCUUGUGGCGCCGAUUCUAUCGCGCCUCACGGGCACGGCGCGGUCCCUAGCGAUUAGCAACUACCACGUCGUGCUCAUCCACGACAAGCACUGGAUCUCCAAGGACGAAUCCCCAAACGACGCAUUUUUUCACGCGGUUGGGCUCUUUAAUACAGCGCUCGAGGUGCUCGCGCAAGCGUGUGCGCUCGGUGACAAGCCGUGCAUGCACGAAAUCGCCCUGUUUAUGCUCGAGUGGUAUCGCAGCGGGUACCUCCGGCUCACAAAGACCAUCUACUUGCACGUGCUCUCGACGCUAACGGCGACGGGCGACCGGAAGCGGACGGCGGAUGCAACCCAUACGAUUCACAAGCUAUGCAUCAGUGGUGUCGUUCCGCUGCAGCUCUGGCUCAAGAACGCAUCGUACCUCAACAACUUUGUCACGGCACUCGUCCAUCCGAGUCCGACAACUGUCUUCAAGUGCGCGUCCGUGCUCGCCCUCGUGCUCCAAGCCGCCGAGCGGCACACGAAGAUCAGCCUCUUUUUGCUGCUGACGCCCGAAAGCAUCAAUCGCGUCCAUAGCGCGCUCGCCAAGUGGCACAGCGUGUACCACAUCAGCGCGACGCUCGAGGCCAUUUGUUUACGCUUGCACCAAAUGGAAGUCGCGCAGUUCACCAAGCGUCUGCACACGGGCAAGAAGAAGAUCUCCGGCGCCUUGCUGCAGUGGGUCCACGAGACGUUUACGCAGCGCUUUGUCCGAGUCGUCGUGCGGUCGGCCGACUCGGUCAAACCGUCGACGACGGCCAACACGAUGACGGGCACCUUUACGCGACGCAAGACAGAGUCGCACCUCAGCAGUAACUCGGGCAUUCGCCGCUUCUCCCGCUCCGUCAUGCGAACGUCCGUGACGUGCAAGGUCGUACCAUCGCCAGUUGCUCCAGCGCCAGAAGAGCCACGGACGCCAGAGCACACACCACCGACACUCGACACCAACACCGAGGCCAGCCCACCGCUGCGAUUGCCCCCGCUCUUGGAGCCACCAAUCGCGAGCAGUCUUUUGCUCCCGCCAGCGCUGCCGCCCGUAAACGUCACGCCCGUCGUCGAGAGAGUCGAGACAGGUCGCCGACUGCCACCUCUGCGGCAGCGAGCGAAUAGCUUAGCUCCCCGAGAUAUUCCAGAUCUGCCACCGGCCACAGCUUCGCCACCACCAGCAUCGUGUGUGGGACCGCCGCAAGCUCUUCUUCUCCCUGUCAUGGCCGGCGGCAUCGUGUCCAAUACGUCUGUAGCCAGCCCCGAGGUGCCGACGACGACAGCGUUGACGGUCGCUGCGAUUCUCGCAAGCGCAACACAGCAGCCACCGAUGCCAGUUGGCGUCCCUGCAAGCGGUCCCUCACUGGCACUGCUCACUGCCACGCAACCCGUCAUGACGGCGGCCAGUGCUGAGCCGGCAAUGGUUACGCCAGCGGCGCUGUCGACGGGCCAGAGCAGCACGACCGAUUCGGCGCGUUUUGGCUCGCGCCUCUCGGGCAACGUACGCGACACUCGGACGUCGUCGACUGACGAUGACGCGUCCUUGGAGCUAUUGGCGUCGCGCAACCAAUCAUUUUACACGGUGGACUUGUUCUUGGACGGUGAUGGAAAGACGCUCACGAAUGCGCGACGCAAGGCCGAUGGGACGUUGCGGCGCAUCAUGCGGCCCGAGCAGUACGUGGUCGUGUCGCCCGCGGUGCUCACCGAGAUUCGCCGGCGCCGAACCAACCGCCGGCGCCUCCUCGAAGGUCUCCGAGCUGCUCAAAAGGUGCAUCGCGACACCAAGCUCAUGCUCGCGUCGAAAAAAGAGCUCUCGGACGCCCUCGCCAACGUUGCCGUCUUGUACCGAUCGGCCACCGAGAGCGCCAUCCUGGAUUUUGUCAAAGUCGGGUUGGACCCGGACCUCCAGACGUUCUUUGCUUCAGUUGUCAAGCCAUUUUUGACGCCCAGCGACCACAAGGUGCACGAGAAGCGACGUUCGGUGCUAUGGCUCCCGCCCCCCACGUAGAGAGACGCACCAUAUUUGAAUUCAAGUGUUCAACUGUUCUUGUG
Molecule: messenger RNA, 4251 nt
Organism: Saprolegnia diclina VS20
Lineage: Eukaryota; Oomycota; Saprolegniomycetes; Saprolegniales; Saprolegniaceae
Exons: 9
Coding region: 23-4207 (1394 amino acids)
Source: RefSeq, a predicted model, not a curated record